CACAGUUUUCUGCUCUGCAGCUUCAAUCACUUAUUCCAUUGGGAAAGACAUAGAGCUGGGUCUGUGUAGUACGAAGAGAAAAGGCAAGACACACGCAGAAGGACAGCUAUGGCUUGGAUGUUAUACUUUACGACAUGUGUUCUAUUUGGGAUUUCUUCAUUUGUUUGCCCCGCACGGAUCUAUCCACCAAACGAAGUAACGUUGCUGGAUUCCAGAUCAGUGCAAGGGGAGCUUGGAUGGGUAGCUAGCCCCACGGAAGGAGGGUGGGAGGAAGUAAGCAUUAUGGAUGAGAAAAACAUACCUAUUCGCACGUACCAGGUAUGCAAUGUGAUGGAACAGAGUCAAAACAACUGGCUGCGGACUGAUUGGAUCCCCCGCGGGGGAGCCCAGCGAGUGUAUAUUGAAAUAAAGUUCACUCUCCGGGAUUGCAACAGCCUGCCCGGUGUCACCGGGACUUGCAAAGAGACAUUCAACCUUUACUACUAUGAGUCCAACAACGAUAAAGAGCGCUACAUCCGGGAGAACCAGUUCGGGAAGAUUGACACCAUCGCGGCCGACGAGAGCUUCACGCAGGUGGACAUCGGGGAUCGGAUCAUGAAGCUGAACACGGAGGUGAGGGGCGUGGGGCCACUGACCAGGAAGGGUUUUUACUUGGCGUUUCAGGACGUGGGGGCUUGCAUCGCCCUGGUGUCAGUGCGCGUGUUUUAUAAGAAGUGCCCCCUGACGGUGCGCAACCUGGCGCAGUUCCCCGACACCAUCACCGGUGCCGACACGUCAUCGCUGGUGGAAGUGCGGGGCUCCUGCGUCAACGACUCCGAGGAGAAAGACGUGCCGAAAAUGUACUGUGGCGCGGACGGGGAGUGGCUGGUGCCCAUCGGUAACUGCCUGUGCAACCCUGGCUACGAGGAACGCAACGGAGAGUGCCAAGCUUGUAAAGUCGGUUAUUACAGAGCCCUGUCGACUGAUGCCAGCUGCUCCAAGUGUCCACAGCACAGCUACUCUGUCCGUGAAGGAUCUACAUCUUGCACUUGCGAUAAAGGAUACUUCAGAGCCGAAACCGACCCUGCUUCUAUGCCUUGCACCAGGCCCCCAUCCUCCCCUCAGAACCUAAUCUCCAACGUGAACGAGACCUCCGUGAACCUGGAGUGGAGCGUGCCUCAGUACACGGGCGGCCGUCACGACAUCACCUACAACGUGGUGUGCAAGCGCUGCGGCGCGGACCUGUCCCGCUGCCGGCUGUGCGGAAGCGGCCUCCACUUCAGCCCCCAGCAGCUCAACCUGAAGGGCACGAAGGUUUCCAUCACCGACCUCCAAGCCCACACCAACUACACCUUCGAGGUUUGGGCCGUGAAUGGAGUCUCCAAGCAGAGUCCCAGCAGCGAACAGGCCGUGUCCGUCACCGUGACAACCAACCAAGCAGCUCCUUCUCCUGUCACCUCGAUUCAGGCUAAAAGCAUCACAAGACACACAGUGUCCCUCGUCUGGCAGGAGCCCGAGAGACUGAACGGGGUCAUCCUUGAAUAUGAAGUCAAGUACUAUGAAAAGGAUCAGAAUGAGCGCAGCUACCGGAUCAUAAAGACCUCAGCUCGGAACACCGACAUUAAAGGCCUGAACCCCCUGACAUCAUACGUGUUCCACGUGCGCGCUAGAACAGCCGCUGGCUACGGGGACUUCAGCACACCUUUUGAGCUCAUGACAAACUCGGUUCCCUCUGCUGUUGUAGGGGAUGGUGCCAGCCCCACGGUGCUGCUGGUUUCAGUGGCUGGAAGCGCGGUCCUGGUGAUCAUCCUCAUCGCAGCCUUUGUCAUCAGCAGAAGGCGCAGCAAGUACAGCAAGGCAAAGCAAGAUGCAGAUGAAGAGAAACAUUUACACCAAGGUGUCAGAACAUAUGUAGAUCCCUUUACCUACGAAGACCCCAACCAGGCUGUCCGCGAGUUUGCCAAAGAAAUUGACGCCUCCUGCAUUAAGAUUGAAAAAGUAAUUGGAGUCGGAGAAUUUGGAGAGGUGUGCAGUGGCCGCCUAAAAAUGUCGGGCAAGAGAGAGAUCUGUGUGGCUAUCAAGACCCUGAAGGCGGGCUACACCGAUAAGCAGAGGCGGGACUUCCUGAGUGAGGCAAGCAUCAUGGGACAGUUUGACCACCCGAACAUUAUCCACCUGGAGGGAGUUGUGACUAAAUGUAAACCUGUAAUGAUCAUAACUGAAUACAUGGAGAAUGGGUCCUUGGAUGCAUUCCUCAGGAAAAACGAUGGAAGGUUUACAGUGAUCCAGCUGGUUGGAAUCCUGCGUGGAAUAGCCUCUGGAAUGAAGUAUCUCUCUGACAUGAGUUACGUACAUCGGGAUCUGGCUGCAAGAAACAUUCUGGUUAACAGCAACUUAGUGUGUAAAGUGUCAGACUUUGGCAUGUCCAGAGUGCUGGAAGAUGACCCAGAGGCAGCCUACACCACUCGGGGGGGUAAAAUCCCUAUCAGGUGGACGGCCCCCGAAGCAAUCGCCUAUCGGAAGUUCACUUCAGCAAGCGACGUGUGGAGCUACGGAAUCGUCAUGUGGGAAGUGAUGUCAUACGGAGAGAGGCCGUACUGGGAUAUGUCCAAUCAGGAUGUAAUUAAAGCGAUCGAGGAAGGCUACCGCUUGCCUCCCCCCAUGGACUGCCCUGUUGCCCUGCACCAGCUGAUGCUCGACUGCUGGCAGAAGGAACGCAGCGACAGGCCCAAGUUCGGACAGAUCGUCAACAUGCUGGACAAACUGAUCCGCAACCCCAACAGCCUGAAGAGGACGGGAGCCGAGAACACAAGGCCUAACACCACCCUUUUGGACCCCAGCAGUCCUGAAUUCUCCUCACUGGGCACUGUAGGUGACUGGCUUCAGGCCAUCAAGAUGGAAAAAUAUAAAGAUAACUUCACAGCUGCCGGCUAUACCACUCUGGAAGCUGUGGUACACAUGAACCAAGACGACCUGGACAGAAUCGGAAUUGCAGCGGCUGCACAUCAGAACAAGAUCCUGAGCAGCGUUCAGGGAAUGAGGACCCAGAUGCAACAAAUGCAAGACAGAAUGGUUCCUGUCUGAGCCACUGCUGUAUAAACUUAAGACUCUAUAUAUAAAAAAAUAAAUAAAAUAAAUAAAAUUAGUUUACCUCAUCCAUGCACUUUAAUUGAAAAAAAAAGAAAAGAAAAAACGGCACUUUUAUGACUUCAUCCUUGCCCUUUGAAAUAAAGAUAUUUUUGUCUGCGGCAUUGCUUGAUGCUUGGACGUACGGAACUGAAGGGUCUUACUGGGAGUGCCUGCAGAGUAAUGGUGGAAGCUGGAAGAGCAUUCAUCUAUCCAUGUCAAAUUGAUGUUGUGCUUUGGUGAAAAACCAUGAACCUUUUUUUUUUUUUUUUUUUUUUUUUUUUUUUUUGUAGCUAUCUAUUUCUGAUUUGCUGCCAUACAUUGUGUUCGGCUGAAACACCAAACUCUGAACACUAUAGUGUUUGUGGGAUCAACCGCAGACAUACAGCUUUGGGCUAGAAUGAAGCAUUUCCUCAGGAUAUUCUGAGAAGUCUUAGACCUGGCCUGAAGUAUGUUGCCAAUUCCCUACAGUGGAGCCUUUCUGUGUUAGAUUACCUCGGCUACUGGAAACUGCUUUUCUUUUUGUAUGUCUCUACAACCUUUCUGAAUGAACCCAGAGAGCUUUCUGGACUUCCACUGACCAGACCUCAAGACUGUAAAAAUUGUGUUCUGCCUGUGAUUAGUAUUCUGCAACAAAACUUUUCUUCACCUGGAAAAUUCUGCUAAAUAUUCCUGCAAAAAGGGGCUGUUGCAUGUUGGUGGGAAUGUCUUGCCUUUUCCGUUUGAAAAAUGCAACCAGUGUCAUAAUCUUAAAAGGUGAGCUUUAGAGAGGUGCGUUAUUGAAUACUGUAAAUUAUUAUGUUUUUUUUUUUUUUUUUAAAUGAUGUAGUUCUUAACGUAAUUGAUUCCCUGAUGUGUCUCCAGCACACCUGGGACUUGCAAAAAAAAAAAAAAAAAAAAGUGUUAGGGAGAAUGUGUGAUUAUUUUAACAAUGAUUGGUAAAAAGAAUGUGUUUACAAGCUAACGGUCAUGAAUGAAGUACUAAUAAUAAUACACCCUUGUAUUUAUUUAAAAGUAUAUUUUGGUACUUAUUUAAUAAUUGUAAUCCACUUU
Molecule: messenger RNA, 4158 nt
Organism: Polyodon spathula (Mississippi paddlefish)
Lineage: Eukaryota; Metazoa; Chordata; Actinopteri; Acipenseriformes; Polyodontidae
Product: ephrin type-A receptor 4
Exons: 17
Coding region: 109-3063 (984 amino acids)
Biological process (GO): axon guidance; protein phosphorylation; cell surface receptor protein tyrosine kinase signaling pathway
Cellular component (GO): neuron projection; plasma membrane
Molecular function (GO): ATP binding; transmembrane-ephrin receptor activity; protein binding
Source: RefSeq, a predicted model, not a curated record